CGGCGCCUCACGGCCUCUGACGCGGGCAUCAUGGCGGCGCGGCGGCAGCUGCUGCUGCGGCGGGCGGCGGCGGGCUGGCGGCGGGGCUACAGCUCGGCGGGCGCUGCCGAGUACCUGCACCGCAGCAUCGUGCCCACCAUGCACUACCAGAAGAGCUUGCCCAGACUGCCGGUUCCCAAAUUAGAAGAUACAAUUACGAGAUAUCUGAAUGCCCAGAAACCGCUUUUAAAUGAUGACCAAUUCAGGAAAACUGAAGAACUUGCUCAUCACUUUGAAAAGGGAAUUGGAAGAGAGCUGCAUGAGCAACUGGUUGCUCAAGAUAAUCAGAACAAGCAUACUAGUUAUAUCACAGGUCCCUGGUUUGACAUGUACCUAAAAGCACGUGAACCUGUUGUUUUGAAUUUUAAUGCAUUUAUGUCUUUUAAUCCUGAUCCGAAAUCUGAAUAUAACGAUCAGCUCAUACGAGCUACGAACAUGACAGUUUCUGCUAUACGUUUCAUGAAGACCUUCAGGGCUGGUCUUCUUGAACCAGAGGUUUUUCACCUCAAUCCGGAAAAAAGUGACACUGAGAUCUUCAAAAAAAUUAUCCGAUUUGUGCCUUCUUCACUUUCUUGGUUUGGUGCCUACAUGGUCAAUGCAUACCCCCUAGAUAUGUCUCAGUACUUCAGGCUUUUCAAUUCUACGCGGCUGCCUAAACUCAACAGAGAUGAGCUUUAUACAGAUGAAAAGGCAAAACAUUUACUGGUACAGAGAAAUGGGAAUUUUUAUGUAUUUGAUGUUCUUGAUAGAGAUGGAAAUAUGUUGAAACCUUCAGAAAUACAAGCACACUUGAAAUACAUCCUCAGCGACAACAGUCCAGCCCCGGCCUUUCCUCUUGGCUACCUCUCCAGUGAAAACCGAGAUACGUGGGCAUUGCUGAGAAAGAAUCUACUGGAUAAUGGCAAUGAAGAAGCUCUUCAAAAAGUAGACUCUGCUCUGUUUUGUUUAAGUUUAGAUGACUUUCCCAUUAAAGACUUUGUGCAUUUGUCCCACACUAUGUUGCAUGGAGAUGGUGCUAACCGCUGGUAUGACAAAUCCUUUAAUCUUAUUAUAACUAAGGAUGGCACUGCAGGAAUUAAUUUUGAACAUUCCUGGGGAGAUGGUGUGGCUGUGCUCAGGUUCCAGAACGAGGUUUUUAAAGAUAGCACCAAGGCACCAGCCAUCAGCCCCCAGUCCCAGCCUGCUUCAGUAGACUCUUCUAGAGCAGUGCAGAAACUUGACUUUAAGCUGAAUGAUGCCUUAAAAGCAGGAAUUACAAAAGCCAAACAGAAAUUCGAUGCCAGCGUAGAAGCACUGUCUCUUAAUCUGAUUCAGUUCCAUGAAGGGGGCAAGGAGCUUCUAAAGAAGAAGAAGGUAAGCCCAGAUGCUGUGGCUCAGCUUGCCUUCCAGAUGGCUUUCUUUAGACAAUACAAUCAGACUGUUGCUACAUAUGAGUCUUGUAGUACUGCAGCUUUCAAACAUGGUCGUACAGAAACUAUACGUCCUGCCUCUAUCCAUACGAAGAAAUGUUCGGAAGCUUUUGUCAGGGAACUGUCUAAGCAUAGCACAGAAGAGCUUCAGAAGCUGAUAGUGGAGUGCUCAAAAUACCAUGGCCGUUUGACAAAAGAAGCUGCUAUGGGUCAGGGAUUUGACCGACAUCUCUUUGGCUUGCGCUAUUUAGCGUUAUCCAAAGGUAUCGCACUGCCUGAUUUCUAUCAAGACCAAGCCUAUGCUCGCCUUAAUCACAACAUCAUUUCUACAAGCACGUUGGUCAGCCCAGCUGUGCAGUUAGGGGGGUUUGGCCCCGUGGUGUCCGAUGGCUUUGGAGUAGGAUAUCAGGUACAUGAUGAUUGGAUAGGUUGUAAUGUUUCCUCUUACCCAACUAGGAAUGGUAAAGAAUACCUUCAGUGUAUAUACAAGUCACUAGAAGAUAUCUUUAAUGUUUUAAAGGGCAAGAAAAUUGGUAGUUAGACAUAAAAACAUUAGAACACUUUACAGUUGCAGUACAAAAUGCAGACUGUCUAAUUGGUACACUAAUCAGUGUUCAAUGUGGCUGAGACCGCCCAGCUUAAUUGGCUUCGUUUGUCUUUGUUGAACUUGAAUACUGUUAGAUUCACUAUGAAAUUUAUACCUAUUUUAAAGAAAUCAAGUACAGACCUUGAGUGCGUGUUUCAGGAAAUACAGACAUUCACAAUGUCAAAAUUAAGUAACAGAUCAAUCUGUUCCAACAGAUCCAUGUGUUCUUAAACACAUUAUUUAAAAUAAAAAGCAUUUUUACCGAGUUUAUGAACUCGGAACAUCUAUGUUCCAUGAAUGCUGCAACAGACAACAGCACUGUGAUACCGCUCUUAAACCGUUUGAUUUAAAAAAACCAACCAUAUGCAGUAAUUUUAAAUGAGAAAGAGUGGUUACAUUUGCACUCUUGCAGUAAGCUCACUUACCAACUCAUCACACUUACUUUUCUCUUUAAACUUGAAUUAAUGCUGGAACUGAUUGUGCCUCAACUGCUUGAAGCCUUUCCACUGUAACAGCUUUUUGAGAAACAAAAAAUGAAGUGGGAGGCCUUAAGUAACCUGCAAUCACCGUGUUGUUAAAUUGACUGGAAAAGACUGUAUUGUAAUAAAACUGUCUAUUAAUAACUACAAAGUUCUUUUAUUGCCAUAUCAAAAUUAGACAGAAUGGGUAGUCCCUUUAUCAAUAGCUCAUGUUUUUUACAGAGGUUGAAAGGAACACUGCUGAAAGCAAAGCAUGCUGCAGUGUUGGCUCUCCCUUUCCAGAUGUGAAGUCUGUCCAAUAACCUGCUUUUGUUUUGCUACAUAGAACUGUGCUCUUGUGCCUUAAAAAAGAAAAAUCGCUGAACUUUGUAUAUUUUGGGGUUCUCUCUUUCCAAACUUCCUCUUACUGUGGGAAAGUAACCUCAACAGAACAUUUUCCUGUUUUCUCCUUGUUCUGUCAGCUACAACUUUUGACUAUUUAUUGUAGCAAAUGCCAGUCUUAGUGCCUAGAGCUGCUUCUUUAAUGCAUGGGGCUUGUCACAGAAAUUCUGAAGACUAAGAUUUACCAGAACCGUCAGAAGGAUUGGAGGAGCUUGAGCAGACACCAGUAAAACUUAGCGAUGCUGUGAACACUGAUGCAGACAAGUUCCUCGCGUGCUGUUCACAGGUGGGACUCUGCCAGCUACAAAGUGGGUGAUAGCAAAAGGGGAAGGGGCCUUUUUUGGUUAAGAAGCCAAAGGUGCUCAGAGUUGCUGGGAUUACAACACAGAUGCCCUUUGCAUGAGAUAACCCUUGCUGCACAAAAUUCAUUAUGGUAUGUAUAACUUGAACUCCUCUGCCUUUUAAACCCUCUUGACUUCCAGUCUUUUUCUUCUGGGAAGACAUUUCUUACUCUGGAGCUGCAUAGCACAGUAGCGUCUGCCUCUGCAGCUCAGUGUAAAGCUAAUGCAGCUCAUGUCUUUCAGCACAGCCCAGUGUGUCCUGGACAACCAAAUAUAUCAGCAGAACAUAAAGUCUGAGCACGUUGGUUGGAUGUGACAGAUUAGGUUCAGAAGCUCAGAAACCUCCUUGCUUUUACUCUUCCUUUGGAUAUUUCAGCUUCCAGGUUCUCCUAGUGUCUUUUUCCUUUAUCACAGUAAGUGUAAGCAAUACCGUAUCUUGAAGCAUGAAGUGCAGAUGCUAGGAAGGGGUGCGGCAUGCUUUAAAUAUAUAAGUCCAAAAUCUUUUCCUAGUCAUGGCUGUUUCUUCUGCAGCCUGUAAUAUGCUGUUCUAGUUUUCAGUUGAAAAGAAUUAUUUUAAAACUUACUGUGAUUGUUAUUGUUCGUUUAAACAAAGAAAGGAAGGUGAUCAUUUGGGGGGGAUGAAGGAAACAAUCAGACCAAAAGUCUGAAUGAAGUUCACUAAAGGUUUUUGCGUUUGUGUUUUUGGUUGGUUGUUGUUUUUUUUUAAACAUGAGAACAGCUGGCACACUUGCCAAGAAGUACAUUUGUCUUCAACUAGAAAUAAGUGAGGUUUACUUAAUGACACUCUCAGAAAGAUAACUUGAUUUUCAGAAGAUUGUAAGAGCUAUGUGUGUCAGUAAUGGUCAAGCUUAAUGAGUUCUCAGUAAACUCACCUCAGGGUCUUUACUUGAACUGACUGAAAGCUAUUAAAGAUGAACCUUUUCACUUGA
Molecule: messenger RNA, 4185 nt
Organism: Chroicocephalus ridibundus (black-headed gull)
Lineage: Eukaryota; Metazoa; Chordata; Aves; Charadriiformes; Laridae
Gene: CPT2
Product: carnitine palmitoyltransferase 2
Exons: 5
Coding region: 31-1989 (652 amino acids)
Biological process (GO): fatty acid beta-oxidation
Cellular component (GO): mitochondrion
Molecular function (GO): carnitine O-palmitoyltransferase activity
Source: RefSeq, a predicted model, not a curated record